UGAGUUUGAAGUCAGUCGACAGCUGAACGUUGUACGCAACAGACUGUAUAAACUCUCCGUUGAGUUAAAAACCAAGAACCAAAGUGCCUCUUGAUCUUUUCCUUCUUGCAUACAUGUCAGCUGCUGAUAUUUGAUCUGCCCAAGUGAAAGUAAAACUUUUUUUUUAAUUUCCUCCCGAAUCCUCGGAAAGACUUUCGCUUUCCCUUGGUUGUCUAUUUAGUAUCGAUCAAAAGUAAAUAGUGUCAAUUUUGUCUGUGAAUGACUUUGGAUUUAUAAUAAAAGUUUGAGUGUUGUAAUUAAUUUUAGUUAAUUGAGUGUUGACAGUGAUUUUCAAGUUACAAGGAAGGAAUAGAGAGAUCCAGAAGAACUAACUGUCGUCAAGGCGACGAUAAAAGCUUGGAAUUUUUAUGCCCCAGGGUUAAAAAUACAACACGCCCGCAUGCACAGUUUUUCUCUCUGGAAAAAAAAGAAUCAGAAAUCACUUGGCUGUUGAGAGUUUUGUAAUCGACCGGAAAGAGGACACGAUCAAAUAUCGCUCUUGUUGAAAAUAAAAAGAGUCGAAAAUCUUAAUGAUAAAAAUAUCGCAAGAGUGAGCUGUUUGUAGAAAGAAUUAGGUCUUCGUCAAGGACAAGAGUAUUCGAGAGUCUUGAAGUGAUCUAAGUGAAUUAGUUUUUUUUCUACAAUUUUUUGUUGCAAUAUAUUAAUUUUUGCGGCGCAUUUGGUUCCGGUUUGGAUUAUCGAUCCUUGGCCUUGCACGUGUUUCUGGCGGAGCGAUUCACGUAAACUAUCUCUAGAUCUUCGAGGAGCAGACAUACGAAGGUCAUGUAACAGGGUCCGUCCGUUAGUGGAAAAUGUGUCAGUAGGAUAGACACGAUCCCGUUUUCUUCGACUCUCACUAAACUAACAUAGCAUUAAAUUUCUGUUUAUCAACUUUCUGCGAACUGUCAAAAUAAUUAUUUGUCGAUCUAUUUCGUUUCUUGUGUUUCUGGAAAUAUUCAAGCAAAACACUGCUUGCUACUAAUGAUUUCUGUUGUUUGUAAGAACGAAAAAAAGAAAAAAAAACUUAUCGCAUUGCCAGAACGUAGCCAUUGACCGCAUUGCGUCAGAAGCUGAGUGAUCGCAAUAGUUGAUCAUAUAAUUAAUCAUCGUUCUGCAAUUGUGGAAGAAGUUCUUUGAUUGUAAAUUAAGAAGAGAGUUUCUCUUCAAGGUUCUUUAUCUUCAAAUGGUGUUUCAGUGAAGUUUCGUUAUGAGAAUUGGAAAAUUUAAAUCGAAAUUAUUUAAAAAAAUGCUUCGUGUGUCAUCUUGAUCUUUGGUGAACUUGAUCUUAAGGAUCAAUAAUAAGAGGAAGAGAAAAAAGAAGAAGAAGAAGAAGAGGAGGAAGAAGGAAAUAAUCGUGUACGAUUUGAGUGUUUAAACUUAUCCAGAAUGAAAAAUCCGGAGCACGAGAGUGGCUAUUUUGAGGAUGGCAGCGACGUGGAAAUCGCCUCUGAAGAACAUCCAACUGGGGAGGAGAAGAAAUGGUGCUCUGAAUCCUACGGUCUCACCAAAGCCAUCAAUGAAUUGGAUGUUCGAGAUUCACCCGCAUCUCCGGAUCCGGUUGUCGAGGAGCAUCAGUGCAAUAAAGUCAACUUGGCAGAUAGUGGGAAAAGAGUCGACAUGACGCAUUUUGAUCUGCUUAAAGUUCUAGGAACGGGAGCCUAUGGAAAAGUAUUUCUUGUUAGAAAACGAAUUGGUACAGACGCUGGACGUUUGUAUGCAAUGAAAGUUUUGAAAAAAGCAUCCAUCGUCCAGAAAAAGAAGACGACGGAACAUACAAAGACUGAGAGACAAGUUUUGGAAGCUGUUCGAGAUAGUCCCUUUUUAGUUACUCUUCACUAUGCCUUUCAAACAGACGCAAAACUUCACCUUAUUUUAGAUUAUGUGAGUGGUGGUGAAUUAUUCACGCAUCUUUAUCAGAGGGAACAUUUUGCCGAAGAUGAAGUUCGAAUUUAUAUAGGAGAAAUUAUAUUAGCACUGGAACAUUUGCACAAGUUGGGAAUCAUAUACAGGGAUAUCAAAUUAGAAAAUAUUCUUCUGGACCACGAGGGUCAUAUUGUACUGACCGAUUUUGGGCUUAGUAAAGAAUUUUUACCUCACGAAAGAGAUAGUAAUGCAAGAGCUUAUUCGUUUUGCGGAACAAUCGAAUAUAUGGCGCCCGAGGUUGUGAGAGGAGGUUCUGCAGGCCACGAUAUUGCCGUUGAUUGGUGGAGCGUCGGCGUUCUUACUUAUGAAUUACUAACUGGUGCCUCUCCAUUUACGGUCGAAGGUGAAAAGAAUACUCAACAAGAAAUAUCGAGGCGGAUAUUAAAAACUGAACCUCCAAUUCCAAGUCAUUUGAAUCCAACGGUGAGGAAUUUUAUUACAAGACUCCUGGUGAAGGAUCCACGACAGAGAUUGGGUGGAGGGCCAAGAGACGCGAAGGAACUUAAGGAACAUGCCUUCUUUAAGAAAGCACCGCCACCAUUUAGUUGGGAAGCUCUUGAAAAUAGAACGAUCACUCCACCUUUCGUGCCUCGAAUUACUCAUGAACUGGAUACAAGUAAUUUUUCCGAUGAAUUUACAAAAAUGGUCGCUGCUGAUAGUCCCGCUGUUGUACCACCUAAUUACGAUAAAGUUUUUCGAGGUUACUCUUACGUUGCGCCUUCGAUACUUUUUAGUGACAAUGUAAUGAGUGAUGAGAUUUUUAAGGAAGCAUCUAGGGAGAGUUUAGAUAAUCAACGACCAACGCCGUCUGAUAUUUUAGCAGCGUGUUUCGAGGAAUCUAGUUUUUUCAAAACCUACGAAUUGGAUCCACGUGAGGGUGCACUUGGCGAUGGGAGUUUUUCCAUUUGCCGAAAAUGUCGACAUCGUCAGACAAAGCAGGAGUACGCUGUUAAAAUUGUCAGUCGACGUGUCUAUACGGAAAAGGAGGCAUCUUUAUUGAGAACGUGUCAAGGUCAUCCGAAUAUUGUGAAAUUGAUUGAAGUUCAUCAAGAUAGAGCGCACACGUACCUAGUCAUGGAAUUGUUGUCGGGUGGUGAACUUUUUAAACGAAAGCGACCAUUCACCGAGCAGCAAGCCUGUAAAAUUGCUCGACAACUCGCCUCGGCUGUGAAAUUUAUACACUCACGAGGUGUUGUUCAUCGUGAUUUGAAACCAGAGAACUUAAUUUUCUCCCAUUCUGGUGAUGAUGCGUCGAUUAAGAUUGUUGACUUUGGUUUGGCACAAUUGAAACGAGGUUGUGAACCAUUACACACGCCUUGUUUUACACUUCCUUAUGCUGCUCCUGAGGUUCUCGCGAGGCAGGGCUACGAUGAAAGCUGUGAUCUUUGGAGUUUAGGUGCUGUUUUGUAUUCAAUUUUGUCCGGUAAGCCGCCAUUUCCGCUGGCGUCCUCAGAUCUUGCUUCGAGAAUUAAAUCAGGUGAAAUUAACUUCGAUGGGGAUGAUCUCAAUCACGUGUCUGAAACUGGCAAACAAGUGAUGAAAGGCCUGUUAACAACAGAACCGAGUCAACGAUUAUCAGCGUCGGCUCUCGUUUUUCAUCCAUGGCUGGCAGGUCAAAAUUCCAGUUUCGAUGCAUCCAGUUUGGAGCCAACGUCGAAUAGUAGCUCAAUUGAUAAGCCAGAGGGUGGUUUCCGUUUACGUGAGGUCGACGGCGCUAAACUCGCUCAACGUCGAAAAUUACAUAAACGCUCGACUUCCAGCUCCGUGUCUUCGACUGCAUCAACAACAUCAAGGUCUUCCACCAUCUCCUAUCAGCAUCUUCAACCUCCAAGUGCCACAACAACAGUCACGACAAAAUCCUCAUCGCCCGCUCAACCAAAUGCAUUUGAUUUUCGUGACGAAAAAGUCAGUGAAUAUCUCAGUUCACUUUCCUCCUCGUCCGAUUCAAAUUCACCUGGAAAUUAUCGACACGAAAUGAGAGACGAGCCAAAAGUAAAGAGACGUAAACGCGACAUGGAUGUGAUUUGUGAUGAUAUUAAAGAAUCAACCGGUCCUGUUACAAGAGCAAGAAAACGUAAAUUAGAACAAAGUGAAUCAGACAGUUCGGCUGAAUCAUCGCCCGAGGUAGUGCGACAUUGUAAAAAGGACGUGAAUAUUCAUCGUAAACAAAAAUCGGGAAAACGGCCCAAACGCCUUGCCACUAUAAUAGUCGAAUAAAUUUUUUCACACUGCCUCUCUCGCAGCAAUAUUUCAUCUAGUUUGCUAUGCAUUUUUUCAGUGACGUAAAUUAACUGUUGCCUUUGGAGUUCGUGCGAGUCACGGAUAUUGCAUCAUUCCUAUCUCAAUAAUUAUAUUUGUAUAUUAUUAUUAAAUUAUUAUAGAAAAUAAGAAUAAAAUAUUACAUUGUACAGAUUCUAUGUAUAUUAUCAAUUAAUCUUUAUAUAAGAAAAUGUUCGAAAUCUUAUGAUAAAAAUUUAUUCGUUAUACUAAUACUGUAUUACUCCAGCUUACCAUUUUUUAUUGUGAUAAAAAUCAGUGAAUGAAAUCUAGCCAAUUUUUUACUAUCAACGUUAAUGAGAUGAUAUUUUUAAUGUUUCAAAUGAGUAAUACAUUUUUAAUUGUGCACAAAAAAAAACAACAACAUAAUGCCUACAAUGCUUUGUAAGGGAGAGGGAAAAAUAGUAGUCUAUUAAACUACCAGACAAUAUAUAUUUUUUUUCUUCUUUUUUUCUUAGUUUGGUGAAAGUAUUCUAUUUGAAAGAACAAUUUUUUUCUUUCAAAAUAAUUAACUAAAAUAAUUUUUUUUUUCUUGAAAGACUAUGUAUUUAUUGUGUUAUCUAGGAAAUUUAUUGUCACACAAUUGUACAUACUUUGUGGGGGGGAAAAAAAAAUUGUGAUCUUGUUUUUCAUCGUUGAAUUAUAUACAUAAAUAUAUUUGGGCAUGAAAAAUGUAGUAUUGAAGAGAAUGCCUUUUGUUAAAAAAAUUUUUUGAAACUCGAUUUCGGCGUGUUUAGUGCUAAUUUAAAAGCAAAAGAAAACACAAGGUAAAGACUGAAAAGGUUGUUUAUCAACUCAGGGAACAGUCAUGCUUACAUGAAUGGUCUUGCGUUGUCAAUAUUUGAGAUAAAGGUGUUGUUGCCCGUACAUCUCCUACCAAAGAUGACUAAAAGCAGCACUGCGUUGUGAGACCAAAAAAAAGCAACAAAAUAAAAAAAAAAGUGAAUCCUAUAAAUAGACCAGAAACGAAAACUAUGUACAUUAAUAAUUUUUUUAAAUGUAAUUUCAAUCCAUAAUCGUUAAUACAUAUAGAUAUUUAAAGAGGAAAAAAAGAGGUACAUAUAUAUUAUAUUUAAAUAAAUAGAAGAAGCAAAGAUUAUUCUUGUGAUAAGUUAUCAUCAAAUUGAAGAUUAUUCUUGAAUGAAAAUAUCUUUCACGAAUGGUAUAUGAAUAACAUAAAAAUAUAGAGCUAUAUUUUUAUUUAGAAAAAAAUAUUAAUUGAAAUAAUGUUAAUAAAAUUCAUGUAUUGGUUACCCGUCUGAGUGGAUAACAAUUUCUCUAGUGAUACAUCAUUGUUAAAAUUAUCAUUUUAAAAUAUAUAUUACAUAUUAUAUAUAUAUAUAUUCAUAUAUGUGCAGAAAUCAACUGGCGUAUAUAGAAAGUUAAUUAAGUUUCUUUUUUGUUACUAUUUGUAGGUACAAAAAAAAUAUAAAUGAUUGUUGAAUAUAUCAUUAUGAUGUAUAAUUGUUAUCACUUUCUUUUCUUCCUCAUUUUUUAAAAAAUACAAAUUUGUAUAUCUUGUCGUCAGUUUGGAAAAUACUAUAAUGUAUGUAAGAAAUAAAAUUAUUUUUCCUUCUCAA
Molecule: messenger RNA, 5819 nt
Organism: Leptopilina heterotoma
Lineage: Eukaryota; Metazoa; Arthropoda; Insecta; Hymenoptera; Figitidae
Product: ribosomal protein S6 kinase alpha-5-like
Exons: 8
Coding region: 1426-4179 (917 amino acids)
Biological process (GO): protein phosphorylation; intracellular signal transduction; regulation of DNA-templated transcription
Molecular function (GO): magnesium ion binding; protein serine/threonine kinase activity; ATP binding
Source: RefSeq, a predicted model, not a curated record